This is a messenger RNA of Oppia nitens, 1831 nucleotides long. RefSeq names its product acetylcholinesterase-like. NCBI's taxonomy places the organism in Eukaryota, Metazoa, Arthropoda, Arachnida, Sarcoptiformes, Oppiidae. Gene Ontology annotation, biological process: choline metabolic process; acetylcholine catabolic process. The record is from RefSeq and is a predicted model, not a curated record. Bases 101 to 1825 code for a protein of 574 amino acids. Gene Ontology annotation, molecular function: acetylcholinesterase activity. The transcript has 3 exons. Gene Ontology annotation, cellular component: plasma membrane.
UGUUGAAAAUAUUUUUCGUUUUGUAUUAGAAAUACAGUACUUUUUAUUUAUUAUAGUUUUUAAUUAGAAAAAAAUAAUUAUUUUAAUUUUUGUGAUUACAAUGUUAUUAAAAUCAUUAGUUGUAUUACUAUUAUUGAUAACAUUAAGCACUACUGUUAUAGCCCGUGAUGUAUCGGUAACGAUAGAAAAUGGCCAAAUCAAUGGUCGCACCCAAACAUUCAAUGGUACCGAACUUGAAGUCUAUUUAGGCAUUCCAUACGCCGAACCACCGGUCGGUGCGUUGCGUUUCAGGCGUCCGGUUUCGGCUAGAAAAUGGUCGAAACCGUUCAAUGCUUACCAAUGGCCUAAUGCUUGUCCGCAACAAGAGUUCGGUUUGCCGACGAUGUACAACAAAAACCGUAGCGAAGACUGUCUACAACUCAAUGUUUUUACUGCCAACUCGUCGGUAACUACUAACCCGAAACCGGUAAUGGUUUGGAUACACGGCGGAGCCUUUAUUAUGGGCUCGUCCAGUGAAAUGCGAUACAAUCUAUCAGUGUUGGCCACAAUGAAUGUGGUAGUCGUGUCCAUUAAUUACAGAUUAGGUAUGUUGGGUAUGCUAUAUACGGGUACAGAUGAUGCACCGGGAAAUAUGGCUUUUUGGGAUCAAAUACUAGCACUGGAAUGGGUUCACAACAAUAUCCGACAUUUUGGUGGCGAUCCUCAACGGGUUACAUUGUUUGGCCAGAGCGCUGGUAGUAUAUCGGUUAAUACAAUGAUAAUGUCGCCCAAAAGUCGACAUCUGUUUAAAAAUGCUAUUGCAAUGUCCGGUUCGCCUCUAAUUCACGGUAUGAUUGCCGAACCGGCAAUGAGUUUGAAGUAUUGGCUACGACAGGCAAAAGCUGUGGGAUGUAGUACUGGUAAUAACCAUCAGUCGGAUAACAAUAGUAUAAGUGAUAGUAAUUAUAAAAUGUCGGCAAAAGUUAUUGAAUGUUUGCGUCAAAUACCGGCCAAUAAGUUGACAGAAAAUUAUACAACAUUUGAGAUCAGCGGUAGUGUUGAUCCGAUAUUUGUUAUCGACGGUACUAUCUAUACGGGAACGGUUAUGGAAAUGUUGGAAAGGGGUGAACAUAAACACAAUUUUAGUCUAAUGAUUAGCAAUACUGAGGACGAGGGAUCCAUUUUGUUGGCUUCGUUGGUCGACUCAAAGAUAUUCAAUCCGUUUUCACCGAAAAACUUUACGUACGGCGAAGCGUAUGACUAUUUGAGUAAUCUAUCGGCCGGUCUAUCGGCUAACCAUCCUAUCGAUGGCCAACAAGUGUCCAGACUUUAUUUUACUGGUCUAUCCAAUCGUACGGAUAGAGAAACUCUGAUCGGUCACAUUGGUAUAGCUUAUGGCGAUUAUCUGAUGACUUGUCCGACCAUCCGAUUUGGGCGAACACUGUCCGCAGCUAACAAACCGACAACUGGUGUCGCUGUCUAUCAGUAUUACUAUAAUAGUAGGUUAGGAAAUGAACCCAAAGAGGAAGUCUGUACCAAAUGGAUGGGUGUCUGUCAUGGACUGGAUUUAUGGCCAGUGUUUGGCAUACCGUUCCUUAAUAAAGACAAAUACGCUGAUCGCGAACGAGAAAUAUCCGGACAAAUGAUGCAAAUAUUUACUAAUUUUGCAAAAUUCGGCAAUCCGGGUAUUGUAGACAACUAUAAAUGGCCACAAUUUUAUUCAAUGGACAGUCAUGUAAUAGCGCCGUACUAUGAGUUUAGUAAUCAACCGAAUCCAGUGACUAACUAUAAAAACGACUUAAAAAUUGAUUUUUGUCAGUAUUUAUGGGAUUCACACAAUCAAUAAUUUUUU